AUGGAGAAGAAAAUUAGAGAAGAAAAAAAUUUAAUUUUGUCAGUUAGAAAUUAAGGAUUCUGUAAAAUUAAUUAAAAUAUGCAAAAAUACUACGUAUAAUUUUACACCAAAACAGCAGCACAGCAAAACAUUAUAAAUUUGUAAGAUAUUUAUGAGAAAAUUAUUAUUUUAACAUAAUUUAAUAAAUAAUCUACCAUAUCAAAAUUUGAAAUGUUGUAAUCAAAAAGUAAAGCUGAUACAAAUUAUAUUGAUACAGUCUCGAAUAUGAUGAAACUUAUUAAUGAUAAUUUAGCAUUUUAGUAAAUAGAUAACAUCAAAGAAUUCGAAGAUAAUUUAGAAACUAUUUAAGAUAAACGAGAAUUAAUUAGCAUUGAAUCUAUAAUUCAAAUACUUAUUGGAUCUGAAAAAGAUCAAGAUAAAAAGAACUACUUACUUAAGAUUAUCUUUAAGAUAUAAACAAAAAUUUUAGAAUAAAAUUAAAGUUUAGAUGCUUUUAUUAAUGAAUUAAUUGAUAAAAAUAAUUAAGGAAUUGGAAUAUCUUUUUUGAAUAAUGAUGGAAGUUUUGGUAUAUAUUAUUAUAAUGACUUUAGUAAUUACAGAUUAAAAGACUAAAGAACUCUUAGAAAUAUCAAAAGCAGUUAAUGAUACUAAACAUUUAUUAUAAUUUUGUUCUUAAGCUGGAUAAAAAACACUAUUUAAGUAAUUUAGAAAUUAAUCAAUUUUACUUGAUGAAGAUGAAUUAUCUAAAGAAUUUUUUAUGACAAUAUAUUCUGAAAGAAUGAGAAGAAAGGCAUUAAAACAUUUAGCUGCAAAAGGUAAUGAAAAAUUAAAGGAAUUUUAAUAUAAUAAUUAUUAAAAUUAACCUAAGAAAAAUAAGAAAACAAUCAAAUUAGAUAAUAAAUUGAAUUAACAUGAGAUAAUUAAAAUCAAGUAUCUUAAAACUGUAUAAAUAAAAUUAACAAAAAUGACAAUAAAUGUUAAUUAAGAAUUUUAGUAAUCAAUUUAAGAAAGUAAAGUAUUAUAAGGUAGUUCGAAUUUAUCUUAUAUGGCAGAAAAUUCAUAAUAAUAUUUCAAAGUAGUAAAAUGUGAAAUUAUAGCAUGUCAAGAAAUUGAAGAUAUUUAAUCUGAAGAAAUAUUUAAAGAUCAUAAAUUAAAAGAAUAUGAAAGUAUAAUAUAAAAUUUAAUUUUUAGGGAAAUGGUAAGAAAAGUGUAAGAAAAUUAAAGAUUAACUUAGAUCUAUGCAAUUCGGAAUAGAAAUUCAUAGCUAAGAUUAAAGUAUGAUUUAUUUUAGUGAACCUGAAUAUGAAUUAAGUAAUAUUAAGAUUUGAUUCACUACUCGAAAAUUUUCUGAUUUAAAAACUAUAUUAAAUUUAAUUUAAAAAAUAAAUAAUAAUUCUUUCUUAUUCAAUGUUUUUACAUAGAUUAAAAAAAAGAUUAAUAGAAGUAGGAGAAUAAAAAUUUUUAGAGAAAUUAGAAGCAGAAUAUAAAGAGAAAUAAUAAAGUAAAAGAAAAUUAAAGGAUAAAAAAAUAAAAACUCUUGAUCAAUAAUUCACAAGAGUAGCUUUCAAAUUAGCUUAUGUGGGAAUAAAUUAUCAUGGUUUGGAAUCAUAAAUAAAUUAAAAAGAUACUAUUGAAAGUCAUCUAUUUAAGGCACUAUAAAGAGUUCGGAUGAUUGAUAAUCGAGAUGAUUGCAAUUACACAAGAGCAGGUAGGACUGAUAAAGGUGUUAGUGCAAUAGGAAAUGUAAUUGCUUUAAAUGUUAGAAAAAUAGGAAAAUCUGAUAAGCUUUAUGGAUAAAUUUUGAAUAGAGUCUUACCAGAAGAUAUUCAGAUUUUAGAUGAAUGUAUUGUAGAUGAAAAAUUUAAUGCACGUUAUGAUUGUACAAAAAGAAUAUAUAAAUAUUACUUUUACAAAAUGGAUUACAACAUUGAAUAAAUGUCAGAGGCUAUGUAAUUAUUUCUAGGAGAACAUGACUUUAGAAAUUUUUGUAAAUUAGAUGUUAUCGCAAAUUAAAAUUUUGUAAGAACAAUCAUGAAUAUUACAAUGGAAGAAGUAUUUCCAGAUAAUGCUCCUAGAAAUAGCUCAUUAUUUAAAGAUGAUGAUAGAUUAAGUUUAUAUUGUGUAACUAUAGAAGGUAAUGCAUUUUUAUGGCAUUAAAUCAGAUACAUGAUGGCUGUGCUCUUUUUAAUAGGUAAAGGAAUUGAAAAGUCUAGUGUGAUAACUGAAUUAUUUACUAAAUUUGAUGGUAAACCAAAUUAUCAAAUGGCCCCUGAUUAUCCUUUAGUGUUAUAUAAUUGUGAAUUCAAAUAAGAAUUAUGGAAACCCAAUUUAGAUACUCAUACAGAAUUUACAUAAGGAAUAUAUGAAAAUUUAAGAGAGACUCUUUCAAAGAAAUAUAUUGAAUAUUUGCAUUAUUAUUCAAUGGGUGCUUCUUUACUUAAGGUUCCUGUACCAUAAUCUAAAAUUUAAACUGAUGAAAAAAAAUCACUCAUAAUUUAGAAAUCAGGAGUUACUGUUGAAGGAGCUGUAUAAAAUUUAAAAGGGAAAAGAAAAGAAAAAUAUGAUAUCAAAAUACAAAAGGUAAAGGAAUAUUAAGAAAGAUGUUUAUAAAAAAAUAAAUCAGAAGUAAUUGAAAAUUAAUGA
Paramecium pentaurelia is the source of this 2643-nucleotide messenger RNA. The record is from the annotation of a GenBank genome assembly. NCBI's taxonomy places the organism in Eukaryota, Ciliophora, Oligohymenophorea, Peniculida, Parameciidae.